AUGGCCAAGUCUUUGCUCGUGGUAGGGCAUGGGCCCAUUGGGCAUUCCUUCCUUGAGAAGAUUGCAUCUGGAGAGUACAAAGUGUCGGUGCUGUGUGAGGAGCCGCGGCCGGCUUACAACCGGGUGAUGUUGACGCAGUACUUCGAGCACAUGGACACAGAGAAGCAUGACAAGAUGAAGCUGUCUUACGUCAGCGAGGAAGAAUUGAAGGACCUGAAGGUUGAGCUCAUCUACGGCCGGGCUGUGGGAAUCGACCGCGAGUCCAAGAAGGUGUCGUACACGAGCGGCGAGUCCACACUGACGGCGGGCUACGACGUGCUGGUCUUGGCCACGGGCUCCUUUUGCUUCGUGCCGCCGGUGCCGGGCAUGACCAUCCCGGAGAAGAAGAACGUGCACUGGCCGGACGACCCGGCGAGCCGACCCGAGGGUGUCUUCGUGUACCGUACCAUCGAGGACUUGGAGUCGCUGCUGGCCACGGUGAAGGCGGGCGCCAAGCGCGCUGUGGUCAUCGGCGGGGGCCUGCUGGGUCUGGAGGCGGCCAAGGCCGUCUAUGACCUGAAGCUGGAGAGCCACGUGCUGGAGAUGGCGCCGUACCUUAUGCCCACGCAGUUGAACGAAGCUGCGGGCUCCGUCUUGUGCAAGAAAAUCGUGGAUCUGGGCGUUCACGUGCACUGCGGGGUGCAGAUCAAGCGUGUAGUGCAGGAGGAUGGCAAGGUCACGGGCAUUGAGCUCCUGGAAAAGGGCGCUGAGGCGCCCAACAUCUUGGAAACAGAUCUGAUCAUCGUGUCCUGCGGCGUGCGGCCCCGCGACGAGCUGGCACGUCAGUGCGGCUUGGAGCUUGGCGCGCGGGGCGGCGUGAAGGUGGACAGUGGCCUGCGCUCCUCGGACGAGUCUAUCUAUGCCAUCGGUGAGGUGGCGGCCAUCGGGGGCAACAUGUGCUACGGCCUGUGGGCACCCGGGGUGGAGCAGGCAGAGGCGCUGUCGCAGAAUCUCCUGCAGGGCAGCGGCACGGCGGAAUACCACUCCAGCGACCUCAGCACCAAGCUGAAGCUGCUGGGAGUGGAGGUGGCCUCCUUUGGACGCAGUGCGGACUUCUGGUUCAAGCGCCAGUUCGAUGGCAAGGACCCCACAGUGAAGUUCAUUGAGAGCAAGGACGACGUCUCCGGCACCUACCGCCGACUUUGCUUCUCGGAGGACGGGACCAAGCUCAUGGGCGGCGUGCUGGUGGGAGAUGCCAAGGACUACACGAAACUUUUGCAGCUCAGCAAGAAAGACGACCUCGGAGGCAGCGACCCGGCCUCACUGGCCUUCAGGCGCCCGCCACCCGGGGCCGUGGCUGGGGCGCCGGUGGAUGGCGGCGAUGGAACCGGUCUGGCAGAUGACGACGUGAUUUGCACCUGCGUGAGCCUCACAAAGGGCCAGGUGCGGCAGUCGAUCAUCGACAUGGAGGCGUACACGGUGCCUGCCAUCAAGAAGGCUUGCAAGGCUGGCACUGGCUGUGGCGGCUGCGUCUCCCCAGUGGGCGAGGUGCCAAAGCUCCUGGCCCACACACUCAAGAAGCUGGGCAAGGCCGGGGCCACCGGGAUUUGCGCUCACUUCAGCUACUCUCGCAGGGAGCUCUUUGACAUCAUCAAGGUCAAACAGCUCAAGUCCUUCGAGGACGUCCUGACAACUGUGGGCAAGGUUGGCACGGGCAAUGACGGCUGCGAGCUCUGCAAGCCUGUGAUCGCUUCCAUCCUGGCUGGCUUGUGGAAUGACCACGCACUGCGCGAGGGCCGUGAUCAGAUCCAGGACACCAACGACCGCUUCCUGGCCAACAUCCAGAAGACGGGCACCUACUCCGUGAUCCCACGCUGUCCAGGUGGUGACAUCACUCCAGACACCCUCCUGGCCUUCGCCACGACGGCCAAGAAGUACGGACUGUGGACCAAGAUCACCGGAGCCCAGCGCCUGGGCAUGUACGGCGCCAAGAUCCACGACUUGCCAGACAUCUUCAAAGAGCUGGUGGAUGCCGGCAUGGAGACAGGACAGGCCUACGGCAAGUCCCUGCGCACGGUGAAGAGCUGCGUGGGGAGCACCUGGUGCCGCUACGGACAGCAGGACUCGGUGACCAUGGCCGUCACCUUGGAGCAUCGAUACCGAGGCCUGCGAUCGCCCCACAAGAUCAAGAUGGCGGCCUCGGGUUGUCUGCGGGAGUGCGCGGAGGCGCAGAGCAAGGAUGUGGGCGUCAUCGCCACCCAGGCCGGCUACAACCUCUACGUGUGCGGCAAUGGCGGCGCCAAGCCGGUGCAUGCCAAGCUGCUUGCCACGGACGUCACCGAGGAGGUGUGCUUGCAAUACGUUGACCGCUUCCUGAUGUUCUACAUCUCGACUGCCAAGCACCUGCAGCGCACCGCACCUUGGCUGGCUGAGCUGGAGGGGGGCAUCGAGUAUUUGAAGAAGGUGGUCAUUGAGGAUUCGCUGGGCAUCGCUGCUGAUUUGGAGGAAUUGAUGGCGAACAACCGCGGGAACUUCAAGUGCGAGUGGAAAGAGGUGGCUUAUGACGAGGACCUGCGCAAGAAGUUCAAGCAGUUCGCCAACACCAACGAUGUCCACGAUUCUGAGCAGAUUGAGUAUGUCGACAUGCGUGGCCAGCGCCAUCCCAACACCUACAGCCCACCGGAUAUCACCGGUGCAGCGCUUUUCUCCAAAGACCAGGCCACUGCCACUUGGGAGUGGAUCUUUGCCGGUAAGGUGACGGAUUAUCCCAAGAACGGCGGCCUCAGCGUGAAACACGGCACUCAGGAGCUUGCCGUUUUCCACCUUCCCAAGCAGGCUCCGGAGGAUCAAUGGCUGGCCACACAGAACCUUUGCCCCCACAGGCAAGCUCGAAGUAUCUCCAGGGGCUUGGUGGGCGAGCAGCUGAGUGGUGUGCUGACUCUGGCGGAUCCUAUCUACAAGACCACCUACAACUUGAGAACCGGCGAAGGCCUCGGCAACCCCAACUUCAACCUGUCGACUUUCAAGACCAAGGUGGAAGACGGCAAAGUCUUCGUGCAGGUGCCUCCCUGCCAGGAGAUGGAGGAGGCCUUUGAGGCGAAGAUCCAAGCUGCCUUCGAGGCUGAGGGCAAAGAAUACAAGAAGAAGGUCGGCGGCCCAAUCGCCGCACCCAAGGACUUGUCCUGGUGA
Molecule: messenger RNA, 3168 nt
Organism: Effrenium voratum
Lineage: Eukaryota; Dinophyceae; Suessiales; Symbiodiniaceae
Source: the annotation of a GenBank genome assembly